Molecule: messenger RNA, 1427 nt
Organism: Labrus mixtus (cuckoo wrasse)
Lineage: Eukaryota; Metazoa; Chordata; Actinopteri; Labriformes; Labridae
Gene: cd2bp2
Product: CD2 (cytoplasmic tail) binding protein 2
Exons: 7
Coding region: 129-1268 (379 amino acids)
Cellular component (GO): U5 snRNP
Molecular function (GO): protein binding
Source: RefSeq, a predicted model, not a curated record
CUCACCAGAAGGGGGCGGUAAUAAGUCGUACCAUGUUUACCAACCGCUAUAGAAAACAUGAAAAUGAAGUAGAAACCAAAGAAGAAGAAACAAACGCGAACGUCGCUUGAAUUACUUUCACCAGCACCAUGCCGAAGAGGAAAGUAACAUUUGAGGACGGGAACGGGGAGAUCGACCUGGAUGACGACCUCCCAAACAAAAAGACUUGCGAGGCUGUGAGUGGACCAGGCUCCAGGUUUAAUGUCAAACAUUCCCUUGACAGUGAUGAAGAGGACGAAGGGGACGACACAAAGAGCAGCAAAUAUGAUGUUCUUGCCAGUGAUGAUGUUGAAGGCCAAGAGGGAGCAACAAUUGACUUUGACGAGGGAGUUUCUAUUACACCGUUCAACCUGGAUGAGGAGAUGCAGGAAGGGUACUUUGACUCCGAGGGAAACUAUUUCGUCAAAAAGGAAGAACAGAUUAGAGACAACUGGCUUGACAACAUUGACUGGGUUAAAGUAAAGGAACAGCCUUUCCAAAAAAAGAAGAAAGGCCUCGGUGCCAAACGGACACGCAGAGUUGGUGAUGAAGAUGAGGCUGAGGAGGAGAAAAAGAGAGAAGAGCAGCAGGUGGACAAAGAAAAUGAAGAGGACGAAGAGGCAGAGCCUGCUGAGGACCCGCUGGCGUCUUACACACAGCACCAGCUCACUGAAGCUGUGGUGGAACUGAUGCAUCCUGGGGAGACGGUCGCUGCUGCUCUCCGACGGCUAGGAGGCCUUAAAGGACGGAAAAAGGGGAAGCUGAGGGAAGAGAGUGAACCCACAGAGGAGACUAAAAGGGAUGCAGAGAAGCUCGACAGACUCACUGCUCUAGCUGACAGAUUGGUGGGAUCUGGGAUGUUUGAGAUCUACCAGCAGACUUAUGAGAAACUGGCUUAUUUGAUGAAGAGCAUGAGCAGCAAGCAACCAGCUGUUAGGCAAAGAGCCAGCGGAGAUGAUGAUGAAGAAGGUGAUGAACUUGACAUGUUUGCAGAUAAAUUUGACGAGACACUUGGAAACUCGGAGGAUAAACAGGAGGAAGAAGACAAAAUAGUGACUGAUGAAAUAUUGUGGGAGUACAGAUGGGAAAAUGUGGACAAUUCGGAAGUUUACGGCCCCUUCACCAGUCAGCAGAUGCAGGAUUGGGUGGAUGAUGGCUAUUUUAGCAGUGGUGUUUACUGCAGGAGGAAGGACCAGGAGGGAUCUCAGUUCUACAACUCCAAGAGACUAGACUUUGAACUCUACACAUGAUUCAUGUCAAGCAGUGGCAAAAUCACAACCUUCACUCUCAGCAAUAAAGUUGCCCUUCAAUCUUUUCAUUCAUUGACUUCAAAGGGUGUACAAUUCAUCAUUUUAACUGGGGCUUUGUUUUCUGUACAUUGCUUUUAAAUAAAUAACUCAUAUAUGUGG